Molecule: messenger RNA, 1431 nt
Organism: Salpingoeca rosetta
Lineage: Eukaryota; Choanoflagellata; Craspedida; Salpingoecidae
Exons: 10
Coding region: 1-1431 (476 amino acids)
Source: RefSeq, a predicted model, not a curated record
AUGAGCCACAGCAGCGGAAUGGCUGCCAAGGCCAUGGAUCCAAGAAAGAUUGCCGCUCGAAACAAGAAGAAGGCGACGCGAAGCAGCCUUGCCAUCGGAGGCACAGGCCCGCAGCGCACAAGAAGACGCCAGGGACAGCCUGCAGCCAAGAAACCGUGCGUUCACGUGGACUCGGAACGCCGCGAGCGAACAAAACAAGAGCAGAGCGACGCGUCGGAUCAGUUUGAGCCCGACUUCUCCGCCUCCGUAUCCGGCCGUGGCCUCGCCGUCCCCAACGGUGGCCAGCAAGCGCGGGCAAAGGGCGGCCCAACACUGGCGCAGACGGCACCGCUGCAGCGAGAUGUGCCCGCCUCCAUGCGGGCAACGCUCACCGCAUCUCAGGGGCGAACGGGCGGUGGCAGAGAUGCGCCAAACCCGUGGGGCCACGUCCCCGCCAACAACAGCAACACCAUCCAGGAGGUGUACCACGUCGAUGCCGUCACAGGCAAGAUGACGAGCGGGCCUGUUCGCAGCCGCCCCUCUUCGCGUCGCAUGCGCCCGCCAUCAUCCCCGUCCAGCAGACAAGGGCUGAGCAUCACAUCGCAGUCGCUGAGUCACCCCAUGCGGAUGAAGCCUCCGCACCGCGUGGAUCCCAUCCCACACGCCCCACCCAUGGGCACGGGAGGACCCGGGCAUGACGCAAGAGACGAGGUUGCCAGCAAGCAGCGGAAACAGGAGGAAUUGCGCGCGGCGCUGGCAGAACAGAUGCGCGAGAAAAAACGGCGACUGGAGCUUGAACAGCAGAUGGAGCGCGAGAGAGACCAGGCGCUGCAAGGGAAUCCGUGGUCGUCGCCCGUGCGCGCAUCGCAGCACGUGUCAUCAUCAUCCGUCAUGGCGUCACCGCACCACACAUCACCCCCGCCGUCAACCCCGUUCUCCGCGUCUGUGCGCCACGUGUCGUCGCGGAACGCAGCACGGCACAGCACAAGCGCGUUUCACGCCAAUCUCAGCGUGGCAAACGGCGCCUAUCAUGGAGACGCGGAGGGAGGAGGACUUGACUUGAACGCGUCAUUCAUGGGCCAGUCCAUGACGUCACACUCACCCGCGGUGGACGGUGCCAGCAUUGCGCACCUCAACAAGCAGGGGUUCAUGCAUGUCGAUGAACGGGAGCGAAAGCGCAUGCAACAGCUGGCGCAGCAAGAAUCAAUUCGCCAGCAGAUUGAGGAGAAGAAACGAGAGCGGCAGCGGCGGCUUGAGGCCGAACAGCGCGAGGAAGAACUCGAACAGCAGAGAAUCAUCAAGGAGCAAGAGAAGAUUCGCCAGCAGUAUGAAGAUGAAAAGGCGGCGCGGCGCAGGAAAGAGGAGGAGCAGCAGAAACGCAUCGAGGCCCUGCAGGCGCUGAAGGAAGCGGAUGAGGCGAAGCGAGCAGAGCGGCAGCGCGCAGCACGGUAA